Strongylus vulgaris is the source of this 366-nucleotide messenger RNA. NCBI's taxonomy places the organism in Eukaryota, Metazoa, Nematoda, Chromadorea, Rhabditida, Strongylidae. The record is from the annotation of a GenBank genome assembly.
AUGCUGGUCCCAAUCCUGCUAUUAUUAUUUUAUAAUAUCUGUGAUGCAUACAAAAUUCUUGUCGUCAAUCCAAAAUUAGCCUACAGUCAUAUGAGGUUCAUGGGAAAAAUCGCUGACGUCCUCGUGGAUGCUGGACACGAUGUGGUAACUCUGCAGCCUGUACUUGCUCCAUAUCCAUCGAACGGCACCACAAAAUCGCGACUAAUUCAAAUGGAUGUCGAUAGUAGCGACAUUGCACCCUUCAUAACCAUGUUGCAAAAGGGUCAAAAAGAGAAAUGGACUGAUAGCGCUACGAAUCCUUUUACAUUUUCAAGGCCAAUCCCCAUGUUCAAAAAAAUCAUAUCUGCGACUGUGGCAAGUGAGUAA